GAUCUGGUCACAUGAUCAAGAACAACAUGGCCGAGUGUUGAUGGGCUCUUAAGGACACAGAAUACAUGUCAAGGCGGUGCUAUUUUUAUCCGUUGUAAUUUACAUAGAUGUUCAAAAUGGCUUCCAAAUUCAGCCUUGCCCUGGUACAACUCGCAGUUGGGGCGUCAAAGUCUGACAAUCUUGCCCGGGCAUCCAAACUCAUCAAAGAAGCUGCGAGUGGUGGAGCAAGAGUUGUGGCACUACCGGAAUGUUUCAAUUCCCCGUAUGGCACCAAGUAUUUCCCUGAGUAUGCCGAGGCAAUCCCUGGACCGUCCACUAAUGCCUUGUCCAAAGCAGCCAAGGAGAACAACGUCUUUGUGGUGGGAGGUUCAAUCCCAGAAGAAGAGAACGGCAACUUCUACAAUACCUGCACUGUGUACGACCCUGAGGGAUCCCUCAUUGCUAAACACAGAAAGGUGCAUUUGUUUGAUAUUGAUGUCCCCGGCAAAAUUACUUUCCAAGAAUCUGAAAUCCUAUCUCCCGGCAACCAGCUGACUUUCUUCAAUACACCUUUCUGCAGGAUCGGGGUCGGGAUCUGCUACGAUAUCCGUUUCCCUGAAAUGGCCAUGCUGUACGCUCAGAGAGGCUGCAAGUUGCUGCUGUACCCUGGAGCCUUCAACAUGACCACGGGCCCCGCCCACUGGGAGUUGCUACAGAGGGGCCGCGCCCUUGACAACCAGAUAUACGUUGCCACUGUCUCUCCAGCCAGGGAUGAGAAGGCGUCAUACAUCGCCUGGGGUCACAGCAGUGUUGUCAGUCCAUGGGGUGAGGUGAUAGCCACUACUGAGCACCAGGAGACUGUGGUCUAUGCAGAUAUAGAUGUGGACUAUGUGAUGGAGGUCCAGCAGCAGAUCCCAGUUCACAGUCAGAAGAGGCAGGAUCUGUACAGGGUGGAAGAUCUCUCUGACCUGGAUGGGGUGGAAUAAAUCUGUGUAUCAAACAGCAGGGGGUGGAAUAAAUCUGUGUAUCGAACAACAGAUAAAUCUCUCUCUCAGGCAGCACAUUUUAUUAUCGGUUGAGGGUAGGGGGUGGAUGAAUAUGUCAUGAUACAUCAUGCAACAGUUGUGGCUGAGUGUUCAUGGGAGUUGGGGUGAGAUCUGUUGUGUGUUUGAUCUUCCAUUGAAGUAGGCAUUGUUUAAGGACUGUGAUUACGCUCUUACCCAGAAUACAAGUAGCUGGACAGCAUAGGUGAUUUCAGUUAUACUUAAUGAACGAGAUGUUUUAAAUUUUGAUAAUGGUUAAAAUUU
Messenger RNA from Haliotis rubra (blacklip abalone), 1286 nucleotides. RefSeq names its product omega-amidase NIT2-like. The coding region runs from base 108 to 965 and encodes 285 amino acids. Gene Ontology annotation, cellular component: mitochondrion. The record is from RefSeq and is a predicted model, not a curated record. Lineage: Eukaryota; Metazoa; Mollusca; Gastropoda; Lepetellida; Haliotidae. Gene Ontology annotation, biological process: oxaloacetate metabolic process; L-glutamine metabolic process. Gene Ontology annotation, molecular function: omega-amidase activity. The transcript is spliced from 9 exons.